AUGGCGUCACAUCAGGACGCUUGGUAUCUCUCGUUAUUGGGCUUAGCUGAAAAUUUUCGUACAUCCAGUCCUCCAAACAUAAAAGCUUGCAUACAAUGUCUGCAAGCUGUUUUUUUUUUCAAGCCACCUCCUAAGGUUGAGGCCAGGACUCAUCUUCAACUGGGUAACAUCCUCCUUACGCACACUAAAAACAUUGACCUGGCGCGAUCUCACCUGGAACAAGCGUGGGGAUUGAGUCAGAAUAUGAAAACAUUUGAUGACGUUAAAUUCGAAGCUGCGAGUAUUGUUGCUGAAUUAUAUAAACAACAAGACUCGAAUCACUGUAUGCCAAUACUUAGAGAAGCUAUUAGACUUUCAACUCAAAAUGUUUAUUGGCAUUGUAGACUUAUUUUUCAACUCGCACAAAUGCACGCAUCCGAACGAGAUUUUAUAGCAGCGAAUAGUUUACUGGAAAUAGGCAGCGAUUACGCCCAAGUAAGCGGAGCAAAUUACACGCGGGUUUUAUUCAUCCUGAGCCGGUGUAUGUUGCUGCUGAUCGACAAAAAGUUUUCGGAAGUCCACCCGCUGUUCCACAUGGCCAGCCGAUACGUAGACGGAUGGGAGGGAAACCACUACCAAAAGGAGUACCUAAAAGUCUACCUGUUGGUACUGCAAGUGUGUUAUUUCCUAAUGUUGGGUCAGGUUAAAAGUGUUAAAGUACUUUUAAAACAGUUACAACAAAGUAUACAGACAAUAAUGUCCCCGACCUGGCCGUCAGACGAGGCCGCGACCAGUUCGAGCACCAGCGACAUGUUUAUAUGGAUGCCAAAGGAACAUUUGUACGUUUUAGUGUACCUCGUUACUGUGAUGCACUCGAUGCAGGCCGGUUAUAUGGAGAAAGCGCAAAAGUACACGGACAAAGCGCUGACGCAAAUCCAGAAGCUCAAGAGUACCGACAACAAACCAAUACUCUCGGUCUUUCAACUGAUGCUGCUAGAGCAUAUUGUGAUGUGUCGUCUAGUCAGUGGAAACAGGAGCAUGGCGCUAGUGGAGAUUGCGGAGGCUUGUCAGCUCUGUAGGACGCAGCCCAAGCUACUCAAGGGUCAUGAGUCUCAGCUACACACUCUCCUGGGUCUCUAUGCCAUGUCAAUGAACUUUAUGGAAGCCGCUGAAGCCCAAUUCACCGCGGCGCUCCAGACCUCCCAGGAGAAAGAACUUUGCACGUUCGCGAAUCUCAAUUUGGCGAUCGUAUAUCUAAGGACUAAGCGGGACAAGGACCUGGGCAGUCUCAUGGAGCGAAUCAAUCCCGAAGGACUCCACUCUCACUCGCUGCAAGCUGCUGCCUUCUACGUACAGGGUCUCCAGGCCUUUUUUGGUGCCAGAUACAACGAAGCCAAAAGAUACUUGAGGGAAACUCUCAAGAUGGCCAAUUCUGAAGAUCUUAACAGACUAACGUCGUGUAGUUUAGUACUUUUAGGUCAUAUUUUUCUAUCCUUGGGUAACGAACGCGAGUCAAUGAAUAUGGUCACUCCGGCUAAUCAGUUAGCUUCUAAAAUACCUGAUGUUCAUGUGCAAUUGUGGGCCACGGCGAUACUUAAAGAUUUGUACAGUAGAAACGGUGAUCACAACCACGAGAACGAAGUGUAUCAACUGCACUGUAGUUUUUCGUCAACCUUACUGAAAGACCACAUGCAAAGUACUCAAAUGCCCGAGCACAUUCUCAUCCAAUGGACGAGUGGUACGAUUCCCACGUUGCCAAGCAAUCCACCGGCAUCAACAUCGCGAGCUAUUCUCUAA
Molecule: messenger RNA, 1776 nt
Organism: Cotesia congregata
Lineage: Eukaryota; Metazoa; Arthropoda; Insecta; Hymenoptera; Braconidae
Source: the annotation of a GenBank genome assembly